GUCGCGUUUUCCACACGGUUAAACUUGCAUAACCUUAGACAUCAGUGAGCAAACUUUCGCGCUCUGCGAAGAUAGCGCACGGCGCACAGGGACAGACCAUGCACUGUCAAGCCGAGUUGAGGCUCUCCUCCCCCGGGCAGCUGAAGGCUGCCAGGCGGCGCUACAAGACUUUCAUGAUUGACGAGAUCCUCUCCAAGGAGACCUGUGAUUAUUUUGAGAAACUUUCUCUCUACUCGGUGUGCCCUUCGCUCAUUGUACGACCGAAGCCUCUUCAUUCGUGUUCGGGCUCCUCGUCACUGCGUGCCUACCCUUUCCUCUCGGUGAUCACGCGGCAGCCCCCCCACCUGCCCCAGCCGUCCUCUCCAGGCGGGGUCCCCUCACACCUGCCCUUGCUCUCCUCGCAGCAUCAGCGAGGCUCCGAGCCUUCGCCCAGCCAGACGCCUCUCAGCAUCAGCAGCGAGUCGGAAACGGAACGCAGCACGCCCCGCCUGAAGAAGCCACGUCGCAGCCGCACCAUCUUCACCGAGCUGCAGCUGAUGGGCCUGGAGAAAAAGUUCCAGAAGCAGAAGUACCUGUCCACACCUGAUAGGUUAGACCUGGCCCAGUCACUUGGUCUCACGCAGCUCCAGGUGAAGACAUGGUACCAAAACAGGCGUAUGAAGUGGAAGAAAAUGGUGCUCAAAGGAGGUCAUGAGGCCCCGACUAAGCCCAAGGGAAGACCCAAGAAGAACUCCAUUCCUACCACAGAGGAAAUAGAGGCUGAAGAGAGAAGAGUGAAGAUGGAGGCAGAGGAGAGGAUGGGGAGGGUGGUCGAGAAAGCAACGCUGGCUCAUGGAGGAGAGUCAUCUCAGCUUGAACCUCAAGAUCUCAGUUCAGAAACUCACAGUCCAGACGCAGCGUUGGAGGCAUCUGAGCGAGAGCUGCCGCACCUGAUGCAGUCAGAGACUCACGCAGCCAGCUAAGCAAGAACAAAGCAACCAAAGACUAAUGCCAGCCUGAAAACAAAUAGUGCCUCAGGAUCACUGUAAAAAGCCUGUGUGGUGUUUAGAGCCAUUUGCUUUAGGAAUUUGACUGGAAACAUAUUGGUGGCAUCCAGACCUAAUGUAGCCUUUUAUUUUGUAUUGGAAAAUGUACCGUACAAAGAGCUAAAAUGCAUUGACACUGAUUGCACUGGUAAAAAAAAAAUUGGGCCUUUUAAAAAACAGUAUUUGAGCAGGUCCCUGGUAUAAAGAGUGUAAAUUUGUCAAAACCAAGCAGGCCAGUCAAAGCAAAACAUGUAUCAUGCAUUACAACAACGAAAGAUCACACACACCACCGAUCCUCAAAGCUGCCUCACAUAGUGCAUGUGCCAAAAUAUCAAGUUUUGCCUUACUAUAGUGUCUCUAUGUAUGUAUGUAUGAUAAAUCACUUCACUGCCAAAAACAAUUAUAUUAAAUGGCUACAGUGCCUUGUCGGUCUCAGAGGAAAGCUUUUGAAGUGUUGAUAACUAGAAACUAUUAAAUGCAAGUAUAUUUUUCACAGUGGUUUUUGAUUACAAGUGCCGUUUUUGGAGACAAAGUGUUAACGUUUAGAAAAGAACACUUCUAUGUUAAGAUUGGAGUUCUUCCAUAAAGCUUUAAGACGCAAAUCUUUUCAUUAUUUGCUCAGUGAAGCUUGCAUUUUUAUUUUUUCAAUCUGAAAAUCAAUAUUUCUGCCAA
Messenger RNA from Micropterus dolomieu (smallmouth bass), 1697 nucleotides. It is a transcript of the gene barx2, whose product is annotated as BARX homeobox 2. Lineage: Eukaryota; Metazoa; Chordata; Actinopteri; Centrarchiformes; Centrarchidae. Gene Ontology annotation, biological process: regulation of DNA-templated transcription. The record is from RefSeq and is a predicted model, not a curated record. The transcript has 4 exons. Gene Ontology annotation, molecular function: DNA-binding transcription factor activity, RNA polymerase II-specific; DNA binding. The coding region runs from base 99 to 962 and encodes 287 amino acids.